This is a messenger RNA of Paramecium primaurelia, 231 nucleotides long. The record is from the annotation of a GenBank genome assembly. NCBI's taxonomy places the organism in Eukaryota, Ciliophora, Oligohymenophorea, Peniculida, Parameciidae.
AUGUUUACUAGGCCCAUAGUCUAAUAAAAGAAAUUAAACUCCUAAAAAAAAGACAUAAAUUACUUCAACCAACUUUAUAAUUAGAUUUAAGUCUAUUGCAUCAUCAUAGCAAUUUGGCUGAUUCUGCAAUCGUUACUGUAACUAGAAAUCAUCAAUCUCAGGAUGUUCCUAAUGUUUAAGCAAAUUAUGUUUCAAAAAAAGAAUCUACAUAUAAAAAAUCAAUUAGAAUGA